AUGGCUACUGAGCUCGGCGACAAAGAUGUGGCGCGCAACCCGUCACCCGCUGCCACCACGCAUCAAGGCGACCGCCGCCCAAGCACUCCGGAAGUCGCAGACGUCAAGCCCGUCAAUCGGGAAGCCAGCUACGGCUCUGGUUCGUCUGCUCCGCUGCCUUACGACGGUGGCGCGCCUCCCCUCCCUGACGAGCCCGUCCCAGACGCAGAGGACGACGGCUGGGAGCCUAGGUGGGCACACGAGGCUGGCGCAUGGUAUUACUUCAAUCACAAGACCGGCAUCUCGCAGUGGGAAAAUCCACGCGUUCCAACCGCUUCCAACACCAGCCAUGGCUACGACAGAAACUUCUACGGUGGCCCCGCUGCUAUGGCAUCAAGCUCUGGCGCUCCAGGUACCAGCUCUCCGCCGAAGCGCAAGUGGGGCGGAUACAACCCCAAGAUCCAUGGUAGCUUCGAUCCUAAUGCCGACUACGCCAAGGAGGCAGAAAAGGAGGAAGAGGAUGCAGAGCAGGCUACCGCUGCAGCAGCUUUCGCCGCUCGUAACCCUGGCCAUGGCUAUACCACAACCGCUCAGUUCAACCGUUUCAACGGCAAACAGCAACAAGUUGGUCAAGGUCCGGAGAUGCACAACGACGAGAACAAGAGCCGUCGCCAGAUGAAUGCCUUCUUCGAUGUUGAUGCCGCCGCCAAUAGCCAUGACGGACGUAGUCUUAAAGCAGAGCGUCGCGCACAGCCCCUCAGCAAGAAGCAGCUUAAGGAUGUGUGGGCGAUACGGGCCAUACCCUUGGACUCAGGACUGCACUUCUAUUAUGUCAAGGUAGGAUCUCACGCUUCUUCUGGUGCCUUUGGAUGCGACAUUAUAGCAUGA
Molecule: messenger RNA, 867 nt
Organism: Alternaria atra
Lineage: Eukaryota; Fungi; Ascomycota; Dothideomycetes; Pleosporales; Pleosporaceae
Exons: 4
Coding region: 1-867 (288 amino acids)
Molecular function (GO): protein binding
Source: RefSeq, a predicted model, not a curated record